CCGAACACGUGUUCGUAAUACUUCGCGGUAAAAGUGUAGCAUCUCCUUCUACUGGAAGACUUAACCAUGAGCGAGUCAAGAGAUUCAGCUUCACGUAAGAGGAAGUCUUCCCGUUCGAGAGAAUCUACGGACAGUUCGUCGACAUCGUCAUCUUCGGAGCGGGGGGUCGAUUUGGACCCACGCGGAAACGUCCGUUUCCGCUCCGUGAGUAAACGUUCCCGCCAUGUGAGUAAUGAACAAUUUGAACAUUUAUCGCAGCAAGUUUCUUAUCUGACUAACUUAAUAAUGUGCAGUAAUAGUGAUACGCGAGUGCGCGAUUCGGACAUAAAUGUAACGGGCGAUAGUUCGAAAAAUAAUCCCGCGAGUGUUUCGAACAAUUUGCUCGAGUUGCAGCCGCCGCAACGGCCUGUGCAAGACUUAAAGUUAUCGGAUCUGUCCACGACCGUAAAAGAUCCUUUGUUUCCAAAAUCGAGUGACGAACAUUUUAAAAGAAUUUUUGAUUUACAAAGAUUUAAAAGCAGCGACUGGAAUUGUAUUCGUUUUUCGGACGCGCAAAAGAAAUAUGCUUCCGUUCCUGGCUUUAUCGAAAUGAACGUCAACGACGAGCUCAGGCGUUUCGCCCCGUCGGUCACGGACGAAAGGUCAUCGCGUUUCUAUUUAACCGAACGCAGUUUCGCUGCGAUUUCAAAUGCUAUUUUAAAACAAAAGGAUGAGUUACGUAAUAAUUUACAAUCGUUGAUAAAUUGGGCUAGAGAUAACGAACAAUAUUUAACUGCUACAUCCUUGUUUGAGAAAAUUGAACAAUUAUUUAGUAAAGAUUCCGGGUAUACGAAAGUUUCGGACGAUAUUUUACAAAUUGUUUGCGGUCGUCGGGCCGAUUUAAUUAACGUUCGCAGGGAAGCAGUAUUAAGACAAAUACCUGAAGAAUAUCACAGUAGUGCAUUACAAAAAAUUCCUCCUGAUGGAGAAUUUUUAUUCGAUAAAGACAUUUUGUCGUCGUAUCUUCAAAAAGUUGGGGGGGCCGAUAAACUCACUCCUACGGCAGGUCCGUCCACACAAAACCGUUACACAGGACUCUCCGCACCUGCUCAUCAUUCUGCUACCAUCUCUAACCAUAAGCAGUCUGAUAUGUUUUUUCGAUCGUCGUACAAUAAACCAAAACCGAACAAUCGAAAAUCGAAACAACCACCUAACAGACGUUCUAACUAUAAGAACAAGCGCAAUAGCCGAAACAAACCGCGGCCAAAGGCACGUUCGCCGAGUAACCGGUAUCAAUGACUGGCCCAAAUUUCGAGGAGGUU
Messenger RNA from Aricia agestis (brown argus), 1301 nucleotides. RefSeq lists its product as uncharacterized. The transcript has a single exon. Bases 67 to 1278 code for a protein of 403 amino acids. Lineage: Eukaryota; Metazoa; Arthropoda; Insecta; Lepidoptera; Lycaenidae. The record is from RefSeq and is a predicted model, not a curated record.